Molecule: messenger RNA, 2690 nt
Organism: Haliotis rufescens (red abalone)
Lineage: Eukaryota; Metazoa; Mollusca; Gastropoda; Lepetellida; Haliotidae
Product: transmembrane protein 59-like
Exons: 6
Coding region: 45-1046 (333 amino acids)
Source: RefSeq, a predicted model, not a curated record
AAAAACAAGCCUCUUGGAAGUGGGCAAGUGAUGUCAAUUCGACUAUGGCUGCCAGUACAACAAACAGAGUCAUCGUGGCAGUUUGGGCACUUUUGGUGACCCUAUCUGCUGCAUCCGAUGUAUUUGACCAUGUUCUCACUGAUGUGAAGCCAUGUAUGGAGGUUUGCGAGAACACAUAUCCGUCACACACGUACGAGAAGCAGGGCAACCACCAUGAGUGCUGCAGGAGGGGGUGCCGCUUCUACUCCAUCAUGGAGUUCGUCAAUGGAGGCGAGGAGGUCAACACCACACAGAAGGAAUGUAUGGGAUGCUGCAAGGAAUCCUACCCCGCGGAGGCGGACUAUAAUGCCUGUGCUCUGGGAUGUAGAAGUCAGACACCAUUCGCUGCCAGAAGACACCAGCUUGAGAGUGAGGAGCCCAGCAUCCACCUGCUGUACCCCCUGAUGUACGUGCACAGUCUGUACAGCAACAUGAUAGAAAAGGCCUACCACAGCAUGACGGUCAGCUGGUCACUCUACAUGGAGGCCGACAACGGCAAGCUGGUGGUCAUCAAAUCCCAGCCUCAGUUCUACACAGAGUUCAAUGAUGCACAGGAUCUCGAUGAUUACAAGGGAAUGAACUCUGAUGACAAGACGGCUAACUAUCUGGAGAUGAACAUCGAGCCCAUUGAUAAUGCUGCCACGCCCAACCUAAAGCACUCCCAGCUGAGAUCUGCCCGUAGUUUUGAGGACAGCCUGGGCUUGAUGUCAGAUGACCGCAAUGUCAACUCAGACUGGCUGACCUGUAUUGCCAGGAAGACUGGCAUUCCACGACUCCUUCUCUGUCUGCUGAUUCUGUUCUGUGCCAUUGUAAUGAUCUGGCUGUGUCUUACAGCAGCUGUCACAGCCCCAGAACACAGGAUACACACCCAGAAGUUGAGCAUCAACGGGGACCUGGAGUAUCUUAGGGAGAUGGUGAAGCAGGGGAAAGGCAUCCAGGUCCUCCACCCCCAGGACCGGGUAGAGGCCAGCCCCCUCCCAAUAAAGAUACGUGUAGAGAGGAUAUAGGCUUCAUCAAACUGGCGUUGACAUGGAAUGCAUCAUGUUGAGAGUGAAAUACAACACCAUCCUCUUCCUUGCACUAACUGUUGAUAUCUGUGUUCAUUCUGGAUACAUCAGGAGAUAUAUAACGAGCAACGCCACCAUCUUCAUCAUCAACAUUAUCAUAUAUGUCGGGGAUGUAUAACAUUGGGGUAUUAGUGUACACAAUGGCUGAACUGUCACAAUUAACAAUGGUAUCUGGUACACUUGAGACAGUGGUUACAUUUUGGAUAUUUGUCUUAAGGAACAUUUCACAAUUGACUUAUUUUCAUAUAAUACAAAAUGGUGAUGGAAUAACUGGAUUGAUGGUUAAGUGAUUUCAUAAGAUUGAUAUCAAAUUUGGAUGAUUUAUGAUAUAAUAUUAUUCAUUCAGUCCUGAUUCUAGGAGAUCACAGUUGAUAACACACAUGCUUGAGAAUUCACAAGUAGAUACUGUCUUGUGUCUGUAAAAAGAAAUCCAGUGAGUUAUGACUUAACCCAAUCCUGAUUUUGCGCUGAGCUCUAUGUUCAAAGUGUCCUACAGAAUUUGGUUUCAGAGAACAUUGAAAUGUCAACUGAAUGAAUGAUGAAGUGUUUUCAAGUAAUGUAAUCUGUCAGUUUUGUUGACUGUGUUCUCCGUGUAAAUGGUUGUAUAUUUAAUUCGAGGGAUACCUGGGCUAGCUUCAUUCCAUUGAUGUAGGAAUGUCUUCACUGACAAAUGUUUUGGCAGUGUUACUGAAACGAUGUGAUGCUUUUUUUUGCUAUUUUAUUUUCUCUUAAGAUCUGAUUUGAGAAACAGUUCCCUGUUUGAUAAUACUAACACUGUACAUGUCUUUCAUUAUGUGACUCUUGCACACAUGCUUUGUGAGCUGAGAUUAUGUUUUGUUUUUUCUCAUUUAACUGUACAUAGCAAAUUGCACAGUAAUUCUUACAAUUUAUUCUUUAAUUAGCAUCUGCCAAAUUACCCUAAAUCCCCAGAAAAGAUCUUCACCGAACUAAUUAGUGAUGAAUUCAAAUAAUCCACUUUCACACUUUCCAUGCCGUUUGGGAUGCCACUACUGGGAACUUAAAAAAAAGCCAUCCUCAAAAGAAAGCAUCAAGGACCUUGAUUUGAGGAUUUAUGGUACUGGUGGUUGGAAUUUGCUGCUUUAACAGCCUGUGAUUAUUUUCUUUGGUAAUAUGUAAUAUUAUUCUGUAGUAUUGUAUUGUGUAAGACAAUUGAAUGUUUAUGUAUGUGGACGACAACCCUCAAUACAUUGUGUAGGAUCCCCCUAGAUGGUGUUGGACUGUCAAGGGAGACACCAGCAUGCUACAAACAUCAAACUGAUUUCAGAAAUUGUUUCCUGCAUAGAUAAUGAUUUUCUCACUAUUAAUGUGUCUUCAUGUUUUCACACGAGACAUAAUAGAGUGCUUAUUUAACUAACACAGAUCAACUAAUUGAAAUAACAGAUUUGCAACUAAUUUCAAAAUAUGUGUGUUCUUUCUGUUAAGUUCCACAUACCCAGGUAUCAGAAAAUGUUUCAAAAUACUUUAGACACAAGUCCACCUUGGUAUUAUUGUACAGCAUAGUAAAUGUUGCACAUUUGUCAUGGGAAAUUAUAUGUUAGGGGAAAUAAAGGGUUUAUAAAUCAA